Cercocebus atys (sooty mangabey) is the source of this 2064-nucleotide messenger RNA. It is a transcript of the gene G6PD, whose product is annotated as glucose-6-phosphate dehydrogenase. Gene Ontology annotation, cellular component: cytosol. The record is from RefSeq and is a predicted model, not a curated record. Gene Ontology annotation, molecular function: glucose-6-phosphate dehydrogenase activity; NADP binding. NCBI's taxonomy places the organism in Eukaryota, Metazoa, Chordata, Mammalia, Primates, Cercopithecidae. Gene Ontology annotation, biological process: glucose metabolic process; pentose-phosphate shunt, oxidative branch. The transcript has 12 exons. Bases 16 to 1470 code for a protein of 484 amino acids.
UUCUGGAAUUUGGUCAUGAGCAAACAUGACCUGCUUUGGGGUGACCUGGCCAAGAAGAAGAUCUACCCCACCGUCUGGUGGCUGUUCCGGGAUGGCCUUCUGCCCGAAAACACCUUCAUCGUGGGCUACGCCCGCUCCCGCCUCACAGUGGCUGACAUCCGCAAACAGAGUGAGCCCUUCUUCAAGGCCACCCCAGAGGAGAAGCUCAAGCUGGAGGACUUCUUUGCCCGCAACUCCUAUGUGGCUGGCCAGUACGAUGAUGCAGCCUCCUACCAGCGCCUCAACAGCCACAUGAAUGCCCUCCACCUGGGGUCACAGGCCAACCGCCUCUUCUACCUGGCGUUGCCCCCCACCGUCUACGAGGCUGUCACCAAGAACAUUCACGAGUCCUGCAUGAGCCAGAUCAGAGGCUGGAACCGCAUCAUUGUGGAGAAGCCCUUCGGAAGGGACCUGCAGAGCUCCGACAGGCUGUCCAACCACAUCUCCUCCCUGUUCCGCGAGGACCAGAUCUACCGCAUCGACCACUACCUGGGCAAGGAGAUGGUGCAAAACCUCAUGGUGCUGAGAUUUGCCAACAGGAUCUUUGGCCCCAUCUGGAACCGGGACAACAUCGCCUGCGUGAUCCUCACCUUCAAGGAGCCCUUUGGCACUGAGGGUCGUGGGGGCUAUUUCGAUGAAUUUGGGAUCAUCCGGGACGUGAUGCAGAACCACCUCCUGCAGAUGCUGUGUCUGGUGGCCAUGGAGAAGCCGGCCUCCACCAACUCGGAUGACGUCCGUGAUGAGAAGGUCAAGGUGUUGAAAUGUAUCUCAGAGGUGCAGGCCAACAAUGUGGUCCUGGGCCAGUACGUGGGGAACCCCGAUGGAGAGGGCGAGGCCACCAAAGGGUACCUGGACGACCCCACGGUGCCCCACGGGUCCACUACCGCCACUUUUGCAGCCGUCGUCCUCUAUGUGGAGAAUGAAAGGUGGGAUGGAGUGCCCUUCAUCCUGCGCUGUGGCAAGGCCCUGAACGAGCGCAAGGCUGAGGUGAGGCUGCAGUUCCAUGAUGUGGCCGGCGACAUCUUCCACCAGCAGUGCAAACGCAACGAGCUGGUGAUCCGCGUGCAGCCCAAUGAGGCCGUGUACACCAAGAUGAUGACCAAGAAGCCGGGAAUGUUUUUCAACCCCGAGGAGUCGGAGCUGGACCUGACCUACGGCAACAGAUACAAGAACGUGAAGCUCCCUGACGCCUACGAGCGCCUCAUCCUGGACGUCUUCUGUGGGAGCCAGAUGCACUUCGUGCGCAGCGACGAGCUCCGGGAGGCCUGGCGUAUUUUCACUCCACUGCUACACCAGAUCGAGCUGGAGAAGCCCAAGCCCAUCCCCUACCUUUAUGGCAGCCGAGGCCCCAUGGAGGCAGAUGAGCUGAUGAAGAGAGUGGGUUUCCAGUAUGAGGGCACCUACAAGUGGGUGAACCCCCACAAGCUCUGAGCCCUGGGCACCCACCUCCACCCUCGCCAUGGCCACCUUCCUUCCCGCCGCCCAACCCUGAGUCGGGAGGACUCUGGGACCAUUGGCCUCAGCUGCACAUUCCUGGCCCUGGGCUCCGGCCACGCUGGCCCGCCCCUCGCUGCUGCCACUACCCAAGCCCAGCUACAUUCCUCAGCUGCCAAGCACUCGAGACCAUCCUGGCCCCUCCAGACCCUGCCUGAGCCCAGGAGCUGAGCCACCUCCUGCGCUCACUCCAGCCCAACAGAAGGAAGGAGGAGGGUGCCCAUUCGUCUGUCCCAGAGCUUCUCGGUCACUGGGGCUCACUCCUGAGUGGGGCCUGGGGCAGGAGGGAGGGACGAGGGGGAGGAAAGGGGCGAGCGCCCACGUGAGAGAACCUGCCAGCCUCAGUGCCACUUGACAUUCCUCGUCACCAGCAACAUCUUGAGCCCCCUGGAUGUCCCCUGUCCCACCAACUCUGCACUCCGUGGCCACCCUGUGCCACCCAUAGGCAGCCUCCCUGUUACAAGAAAAGCAGAAGCAGCAGCUGGGACUCCUGCCAACCUCAAUCCCCUGCCAUUAAAUCCGCAAACAGCC